Molecule: messenger RNA, 846 nt
Organism: Helianthus annuus (common sunflower)
Lineage: Eukaryota; Viridiplantae; Streptophyta; Magnoliopsida; Asterales; Asteraceae
Product: ESF1 homolog
Exons: 2
Coding region: 1-846 (281 amino acids)
Source: RefSeq, a predicted model, not a curated record
AUGGACGAAGUGUUAGUGGAAAACAAGAAGUUAGUUGCUGAAAAUAAGAAAGUGUCUGAUAAAGAAAGACAUCUUGAGAUGCGUGUGAAGAAGUUAGAGAAUGAAAAUCAAGAGUUGGUGAAAAAGGUUGAUGCUAAUCAAUCUGAGAUUGAUGUAUUGAAAGUACGUGUUGCAGAGCUAGAAGAAGAGAAGACAAGACGUGAUGAACAAAAUGAAUACUUCAAGUUAAAGAACAAAGAACUGGAAGCAGCUAAAAAAUCAAGAGAUCAUGAGUUCUAUAUGCUGAGUAAAGUCGUUGAAAGCAUGCUUGGAACAUCAGUAGAACAAAAAUUUGAAGAGCUGCAAGUUGAGGAGAUCAGGGCACAAUGUCAAGCAGAAAUGGAUAAACAGAUGCAAGAUAAAGGUAAGGGAGUUGAAGGUAGUUCUGCUAUGACAGAAAGAUCAAUUGUUCCUUCAAUGGUUGUUGAGAAUCCAGAACCUAUUUCUGCUAUUUCUGGCCUGUUUGAAGAUGAAACUCCUAUGGAUGAGUUGAUUGGAGAUAGUGAUGACGAUGAUGAAGAAGAAGAGGAAGAAAAGAAAGAUGGUAAAGAUGAUAAAGUAUUUUCUGCGAGCAGUCAUAGUUCUGAUGAUAAUGACGACGAUGCUCAAGGAGGUACUGGAUUGAGAGUUACUGAAGCUUCUUCAGAACAAAAUUUAUUCUUGGGAUUGAAUGUUUACAGAGAAAUGUUGCAUUCUGUGAAUCCUGAAUUCAAGAUUGAUUCUGAAGAAGAAUUGGAAUCUUUUGAUAUCAAUCAACAACCUGAAUACACGUAUAAGUAUGUUGAAGAGGCUGAUAAGUAUGAUUGA